This is a messenger RNA of Arctia plantaginis, 708 nucleotides long. Lineage: Eukaryota; Metazoa; Arthropoda; Insecta; Lepidoptera; Erebidae. The record is from the annotation of a GenBank genome assembly.
AUGUUCAUAGCACAAAAAUGUGAAAACAUUAACUGUUUUAUAACCUAUGAUAAGAAUACUCUGACACAUGACGAGGAUUAUGACGCAGUAGUUUUCGAUAUUGAUAACCUCAAGAAAAUAGAUGUUGAUCGUGUUAAUUUAACUAGAUCACCCCAACAAAUAUACAUAUUUCGGUCUUCAGAAGCUCCAGAAAAGUAUCCUAUUUGCAAACAUGAUUUAGACCAUUUUUUCAACUGGACGUGGACUUACAAAUUAAAUUCUGAUAUACCACAACCUUUCUUUAAUAUUUAUAGCAAAAAUAAUACUCUUGUUGGACCUAAAAAAGGAAUGAAAUGGAUUGAAAAAAUGCAGCGUAGCGAUCAAUAUUCUACAAAAAUGCUUAAAAAAAGUAAAGCAGUUGCUUGGAUUGUAAACAAAUGCAAACUGAAAAGUAAACAUCAAGAUUUUAUUGACGAGUUAAGAAAUGAAUUAAAAGGUUAUAAUUAUACAGUUGAUCUUUUUGGCUCUUGUGGUACACACAAAUGUUUUGGUACGGCUAAAUGCAAUAAGAUGAUCGAAAACAACUACUACUUCCAGCUUGUGUUAGAAGAGCAUUUUGCAGAAGAUUACGUGACUGACAGUAUUGUAAACACUAUGUCACAUCUUACUAUUCCUAUCGUCAUUGGAGCUGGGGAUUAUCGAAAGUUAGAAUCUUUUCAAAACUCGUGA